This is a messenger RNA of Ananas comosus (pineapple), 1247 nucleotides long. Its product is annotated as haloacid dehalogenase-like hydrolase domain-containing protein At2g33255. The record is from RefSeq and is a predicted model, not a curated record. NCBI's taxonomy places the organism in Eukaryota, Viridiplantae, Streptophyta, Magnoliopsida, Poales, Bromeliaceae. The transcript has 5 exons. The coding region runs from base 34 to 951 and encodes 305 amino acids.
UUUAGGGAAUCCGUGCAUGUGUAGAGUCCGAAAAUGCUGAUCGCGUCCUGGCGAAGUGCGUUCGGCGAAAAGCAGUUUUCAGGUGCAUCGCGGUCCCCACGCCCGGCCCGCAGCUUCCCACACAAAACGGCGGCGCCACGGCCACCACUCGCUCCCUCACCCGCCCCGAUCAUGCCCUCGUUCCUCCCCCGCCUCACACGCGUACUACUCCCCUCCUCCUCUCUUCGUCCUCUUCUUCGCUCUCUUCGGAGCUCGACCAUGGCGGCGGCGGCGGCGGGGGGGACGAGGGCGAGGCUUAGAGGGGUGGUGUUCGACAUGGACGGGACCUUGACGGUGCCCGUCAUCGACUUCCCCGCCAUGUACCGUGAGGUGCUCGGCGACGAGGCGUACGACGCCGCCAAGCGCGCCGGGGGCGGCGCCGUCGACAUCCUCCACCACAUCGAGGCGUGGCCCCCGGCCGAGCAGAGGCGCGCCUACGAGGUCAUCGUCCGCUUCGAGCAGCAGGGCCUCGAUCGCCUCCAGAUCAUGCCCGGUGCUCAGGAACUCUGCGAAUUUCUCGAUUCUAGACGAAUAAGAAGGGGUUUAAUCACUCGUAAUGUGAAGGCUGCUGUUGAUUUGUUUCACCAAAGAUUCGGUAUGAAGUUCACUCCAGCACUGAGCAGGGAAUUUCGUCCUUAUAAGCCAGAUCCAGCUCCGUUGCUGCAUAUUUGUUCAACUUGGGGCCUUCCUCCAAAUGAAGUGAUGAUGAUAGGCGACAGCCUUAAAGAUGACAUAGUAUGUGGGAAAAGAGCUGGAGCCUUUACAUGUUUACUGGAUGAAGCCGUGAGGUAUGGCUCCCUGGAGACUGUAUGCAACGAUUUGAAACCAGAUUUCAAGGUGUCUUCCCUUUCUGAAGUCUUUUCUGUACUGGAAACCCAUUUUGAUCUGAUGCAACAAGCUGAAGCAGCUUAGGGAGCCUCAGAGUCACUGGAUCUUAAAUUUCUUUCCCUCGUGUACACUACUGGCCUCAUAGGAUUUGCCGUCGUAGUAUUUUGACCAGCUCUGUUGCCAUUCUUUUGAAGUUUCAAGUUGCAUUCAACUUAAACCACUCCUAAUUCUAGUUUCCUUGAGAUCUUUUCAAACAAAAGAUCUGGCAGCAAUAUUGCUUUCGCCUGUUGUAAUUCAUGCUAUGUACAGUUUGAUCAUGUCUUCUCAUUACACUUCCAGAUACGACUUCAAUAAAAGGUUUUUGGUUGUUCGUUAGUCUA